Molecule: messenger RNA, 2208 nt
Organism: Wallemia mellicola CBS 633.66
Lineage: Eukaryota; Fungi; Basidiomycota; Wallemiomycetes; Wallemiales; Wallemiaceae
Exons: 4
Coding region: 43-1662 (539 amino acids)
Biological process (GO): unsaturated fatty acid biosynthetic process
Cellular component (GO): endoplasmic reticulum membrane
Molecular function (GO): heme binding; stearoyl-CoA 9-desaturase activity; iron ion binding
Source: RefSeq, a predicted model, not a curated record
UCUCAACUCAGGACAAGAAAGCAAAGCAGGACAACAUUAGAUAUGGAGUCAGCAAAUGCUUAUAUAAUUACGCCUCCAUCGAGCGUUGCAGAGCUCUCUCCACCGCUCACGCCAAAGCAGCAAGCGGAAUCGGAAGCCUACAUUUCUGACGCAGAUCUCCCACCAGCCUUGAACCCAGACACAGACCGUCCAGUCGAUGCUGAUAUCGAAGAUAACUAUGUACAAAGAACACUAGCAAAUGCUAAACCAAAGCCACCAAUUACUUGGUCAACACUCCUUGGAGAGAUAAACUAUAUCUCCACAGCACUCAUUGCUGGCGUACCAUUGAUAACGAUUUACGGUGCAAUGACGACAGAAUUGAAGUGGCAAACAGCCAUUUUCAGUGUACUUUACUACUUCUUCACUGGUUUAGGUAUUACUGCGGGAUAUCACAGAUUAUGGGCUCACAGAGCAUACAACGCAUCAACACCACUUCAAUAUUUCCUUUGUCUCGCUGGAUCGGGAGCUUGUGAAGGUUCAAUUAAGUGGUGGUCCAGAGGUCACAGAGCUCAUCACAGAUACACAGACACUGAACUUGACCCUUACAACGCCCACCGCGGUUUCUGGUACUCGCACGUCGGAUGGAUGUUAGUCAAGCCACGUAUCAAGCCAGGUGUAGCUGAUAUUUCAGAUUUGAUUAAGAACCCAGUUGUUAGAUUCCAACAGAAGCAUUACGUCAAGUUGCUCUUAACAAUGGGCUUCAUUGUUCCAACUGUCUUACCUGGUUUAUUGUGGGGCGAUUACCGCGGUGGUUACUUCUACGCUGGUGCUGCUCGCUUAUUGUUCGUCCAUCACUCUACAUUCUGCGUUAACAGUUUGGCUCAUUGGUUGGGUGAACAGCCAUUCGAUGACAAGAACACACCAAGAAAUCACUUCAUUACUGCUUUAUGUACUGUUGGUGAAGGUUACCACAACUUCCACCAUCAAUUCCCAAUGGAUUUCAGAAACGCUAUCAGAUGGUACCAAUAUGAUCCAACCAAGUGGUUCAUCAGCGUUUGUUACGCAUUGGGAUUAGCCAGUCACUUGAAGAUGUUCCCAUCAAACGAGAUUAAGAAGGGUGAAUACACUAUGGAAUUGAAGAGAUUGGAGAGAGUCGGAGAAGAGAUUAAGUGGCCAAUUGAUUCAAAUGAGUUGCCAGUCAUCUCCUGGACAUCAUUCCAAGAACAAGCUAAGGAGAGACCAUUGAUCUUGAUUCAUGGUUUCAUUCACGACGUUUCAUCAUUCAUGGAUGAGCAUCCAGGUGGAAAGCACUUACUUUCAAAGCAAAUUGGUAAAGAUGCAACGACUGCUUUCUUUGGUGGUGUUUACGACCACUCAAACGCAGCCCACAAUUUACUUGCAAUGAUGAGAGUUGGUGUUCUCGAUGGUGGUAUGGAAGUUGAAGUACUCAAAAUCGAGGAAGCACAAGCAAAGAAGAAAGAACAAGCGCUUGCGAUUGUCAAGGAUAUUGAGAAUGAAGAUGAGCGUAGAGUCGCACACGAGAAAGCAAUGCAAGAUGUCAAAAGGAUCGAAGAGGAAAUGCAAAGUGCCUUGCUAAGAUCACCACCAGAGCAUAUCAGAAAUAAGAAAGCACAGGAUUACUUCCCACCUUCACAACAACUUCACAUAAGGAAAGCAAAGUGAGGGUUUGUUUCAAAACAUUUACGAUUUUUUCUUUUUGGUUAUCGAGCAACGUGUAUUUUGCUUUUUGCUUUUAUUGAUUAUAUAAGUACAUUCAUUAUAGUAAAAAAAUAUUAUUCUUCAAUUAAAUCCUCCUCAUCGAACUGAUCUUGGUCGUUCUUUUGUGAUUGAUGUUGACGUAAUUUAGCUAGGUAUAUCUUCAAAACUUGGCUGUAAUUUUCGAAUCCGAGAGCAGACAUUGAGUGUAUAAGGUCUUCUCCAUUGAUAGUCUUUCUCUUCUCUAAUAAACACCUGUCUUGUGCCUCAGAAGUGAUGAAAGAGAUAAACUCCGAAACGCAUUCUUGCACGGAUUCUUUAGCUUCUUUAGCAAUUUUAACGUUAUCAGGUAGAGAUCUCUUCAUUAUCCUCGCCACAUUCGCUAUAGGUAAAAACCUAUCUUGCUCUUUAAAUUGACCUAAUUCAGUCUCUGUAAAGUUUGGCGUCUGACUUAGUGGCUCUAUUGGACCUAUAGGAACAGACAUCUCUUGAUAGUCAACAGUCAAGAGAUGU